UUUCUUGAUGCAAACGUUUGAUUCCAAGCGCAGCGGGAAUGCGUUCGACGGUACUCUUCCAUCCCAUCUAACUGUUGGUACAUUACAUAUAUAUGUCAGUCACCAGAUGAAAAUUGUCCUGAGCGAGCAUCAAAUCAAACCGGUCCGAUUCUUCCUGGUGAAGGUAUGGAUGUUUCUUCUUUGAAUUUCCUCAUUGAAGGAUCGGCAUGGUUAUCAGGUCAGUUCGUUGAACCCCACGAUCUAGGUUAUAGCAAGAUGGCUCUCAAAAAAAUGGAAUCGCUCUGCCUGGAUGAGGCCACCAGACUCACGUCUGAACUGAAACCCCAGAUGGAGAAGUUUAUCAGAGACGAAAUAUCUUUACCGAUCUGGGAACCGUCAUUCGACUCGCCUCAUUUGAAGAUUCCAGAGAACCACAAGAAGUUCAUCCACGAUCUCAAAAUUCCGCGAGCUCGUGGUCCUCAUAAGCACCUCCCCGAUAUGUUGCGAUAUGAGCUAGGUCGUUUCCAACAAGAAGAUAAACUGAAAGAACGGAUAAUAGGCCUAUUCACGAAGGAACCCACGCACAAGAUAUUUUUGAACACUUCUGGCGCUGGAAAAACCAGAGCUGUCCUAGAGCAUCUAUGUUCCAGCUGGGGCCUUUAUUUCUCCUGUCAGGAUGAUUCUCAUGUUGGGUCCAAAGAUGUGCCAUUUGCUAUGUCCAAUAUCAGGAAGGCUUUGCGUACGAGCAGCCUUCCUCACGCACCAAACCUUCUGGUCACAUCCGCUGAUAUUGCCGCGUACUGCCGCGACAAAGGCCCAGAAACCAAAGACGUCACAGAACAGGAUGUUCUCAAGGAAAGAUAUUCACAGUUUCGAAAAGACGUCCCUCAGUCCGAGAAAUUUCGCUUGGCCCUCGAAAGAAAUCAGCAUCUUGCAGGCUCCGAGCUUCUCGUUCCAUUACUGGCUCGGCUUCUUGUCUUUAAGCAAUACAUCGCCGCUGUUAAAAAUAUAAAUGGAGAUUUGAGCCAGAUGCAACAAAAGCGUAGAUGGUUACAUCUACAGCUGCACCCACAUUUGUUAAGCAAUGAUGGGCGGGAAGAUCUGUUCAAAAAACUUGCCGGUGAUCUUAACAAGUGGUUCGAGAGGCAAAGCCUUAAUCUCUCACAAAAAACAGAUAUCAUCGAGAGUCUCUCCCAGUCAACGGUCGAUGGGAUCAUGGAAGCUUUAGGGCUAUAUAACGGAGAAAAACCGCUUUACAUCGUGAUCGAUGAAUGCCAGUUCGCCGUCACGGACAUGGAAGAUCUCUUCCGCUCGGCCGACUGGACAGCAAAGCGGGGUGUCCUGCGAGAAAUAGCUAGAUGGUGGGACUCCGUAUUGAAUCAAAGGUCUGCGAUUCUCGUUGGUGCUCUAAUUUUCACCGGGACAGGGCUCUCUAGAGAGCUCAUAUCUGACGUACUUUCCUCCGUGGUUAUGAAACCGGACUACUGCACAAGUGUCUAUGACACCGGCGCAUUCGAUGAUCCCAAAGCUCAAAUUGCAUACCUGAAAAGGUUUUUCCCCCCGGAUAUAUGGCAAUCUUCUGAGCGUCUUCGGAAUAGAAUACACUACUGGCUGCGAGGCAGAUACAGAUUCACUGCGGAAUAUGUGUCUCUUGUGUUGCAGUGCGGAUAUCAAGACAUGCAUCAGCUCCUGGACCAGUACAUCCGCAGUGUAGCCUGCUUCCGUCCUGCAGAUUUUGAGGAGCCCGAGAAAGACUUUUUUGGAAUUGUGACUUUGCCUACUCCAGCUUUUGGAUUCGACAAACUCGAUCAACGAAUGAGGGAAACAGUGAGAACUAUUGCUCACGAAUACCUCUUUACCUCAAAAUUAGAAACAUGUUUGGGACAAGAUGAGAGGGCAUACAUCGAGCUUGGGCUUGCAAGGAUCAGCGGCUACAAUGGGCAAUUGUCAUUCAAGAUUGAUGAACCUCUUGUCUUACUGUCAUGCUCAGUGUGGUUCAAUGAGCAAAGAUCCCAUACAAUAUACAAAACUCUGGCUAGUGACAUUCAAAUUCACAAUCCUACAACUGGGCGUGAUGGAUUUGAAGAGUUUAUUGCGUACUAUCUCCUGAAAGUUUUUGAAAAGUCAAGGAAGCUGAAUGAUGUCUUUGACUUCGAAGGUGGGGAUGACAAUGGCUUGCAGAAUAGGGAAGCACAAUUGGUGACACUCCACCUGGACGAAGAUCAGAGGCUUAUGGAGGGUAAAGUCAGUUUGGCGAGGGGUACCUCGAGCCUCUUUGGACCAAUAGGGCUUGCUAUUGGGCCGGACGACCACUCCAUUUUAUAUGAAUGGCUUAACUUGAAGAAGCAGGCUACAUUCUGUUUUCCAAUGAAUUGCAUGGGGCCAGACAUCAUGUGCUUCCUGAAGCUGAAAAGUAAAGGCCCAGGCAAAAAUCAGGGCAAUUUUACAUACGUAUGCCUCGCGAUACAGUGCAAAUUCUACCGAGCUGAAUCACUCAAGCCGUGUACCCUUAGAGGCGCUAUUUCCACAACGACUCCAGGACUGUUCUUUGCGAAAGAUCGAGUGACUCGAAAGAACGUCCUGGAUGCUCUCCAGAACCUCAAGGACAAGGACCCACUUGCAGGUAAAUUUGGCAUUAUACGCAUUGUAUGCGGCUUUCCGGUCAACAUUGAUCUGGGCAAGGCGUUCCCAAAAGCAGCCCCGACGAGAAGCGGAAAGAAACAACGAGUCUCAACACAGGAUCCGGAUCGGGACAAUGAUCAUCCAUUGGGGAAAUUAAAAACAAGUCUGUUGAUUUCAACUACGGAGAACGAGAAUCCCACAGAUGUUCUCAAUGUCAUCAGGCAGAGCGCACUUAACGCUAAAAGGAAAGGACUGAAUUAUUUGGACGAAAAUGACCCAGCCGUUUUGGGUAUCGACCAAAGGGGUGCUGUAGCCGUUGAUUUAGAAACUGAAUUUUCUCAGAGUGUAUCACCUAGUGGCUCAAAGCGCAAGCGCAAAUAGUCUCAAUACCAGUGUUCUGUCCGGUACUUAUUUCAGCCGUCAUGUACUUCAGUCGGACAUUUGAGUGAUCACCACCCAAGUUUUAUAUAACCACAACCCAU
This is a messenger RNA of Lentinula edodes (shiitake mushroom), 3083 nucleotides long. RefSeq lists its product as uncharacterized. Lineage: Eukaryota; Fungi; Basidiomycota; Agaricomycetes; Agaricales; Omphalotaceae. The transcript is spliced from 6 exons. The record is from RefSeq and is a predicted model, not a curated record. The coding region runs from base 166 to 2982 and encodes 938 amino acids.